Opisthocomus hoazin is the source of this 1014-nucleotide messenger RNA. The record is from RefSeq and is a predicted model, not a curated record. Lineage: Eukaryota; Metazoa; Chordata; Aves; Opisthocomiformes; Opisthocomidae.
AUGGCUGAAAGUGUUGGGGUCCCAGCCAAGUAUGCCAUCAUGUUUAUUGCUAUGCAGUACAAUGUCACCUAUACCACUGAUGACAACAGCGAGCAGUUUCAUUUUUAUGACUAUGGUCCAAAAGACAUUGCCACGAUCUUCUUUUACAUGCUCGUAGCUAUUAAUCUGCAUGCUGUAAUCCAGGAGUACAUAUUAGAUAAAAUUAAUAGACGUCUGCAUUUGUCAAAAACAAAGCACAGCAAAUUCAAUGAAUCGGGACAGCUAGCAUUUUUCUACUUGUUUUCGUUCAUAUGGGGAGCAAGUAUUUUGAAUGCAGAAGAACUCAUAAUGAACCCAACUUCACUCUGGAAAGAUUAUCCCCGUUCUCGCAUGCUUUUUCAGGUAAAAUUCUUCUAUAUUUGCCAGAUAGCCUAUUGGCUUCAUGCACUGCCAGAGCUAUACUUCCAAAAGAUCCGAAAGGAAGAUAUUCUGAGGCAGCUAUGUUAUAUUUGCCUUUACAUUGCUCAUAUCUCUGGGGCCUAUAUAUUAAAUUUGCAGCAUUUGGGGCUAAUUCUGAUGGUACCUCACUAUUUAGUGGAACUCAUUUUUCAUGCCUCGCGUCUUUUCUACUUCAGUGAUGAAAACAAGCAAAAAGGAUUUACCAUUUGGGCUUUACUUUUCGUAAUGGUGCGUCUUUUGACCCUAACUUUAUCUGUCCUCGCAUUUGGAUUUGGUCUGGCAAGAGCAGAGAAUCCAGGUUUUUCCAUAGCAGAUGGAAACUUCAACGUACUCCCUGUGAGGAUUGGCUGCCUGGGUGCUGUUUGUCUAACACAGGCCUGGAUGAUGUGGAAAUUUAUAAAUUUUCAGCUGAAAAAAUGGAGAGAACAUGCUAAGAACCAGCUUCCAAAGAAAAAAAUAACUAAUACAAAGAGCAAACGAACAAAAAAGGAACCAAACAGAGCUGACUUUGUCAAUGGAUCAGCAAAACUAGAAGGUGGAGCAUCACCAAGAAUAAGAAAAUCAAAACCAGUAUGA